AUGUCUGUCACUCGCAUGGUGCGAGGCGCUCGUCCAGGGCUCACCAUGUUCACUCGUAGCACCGGGGAAUCGCUUCAAGUUCUUGGGCUUCAACAGCAGCUCGACUUCAAGGCCCUCAACCCCUUGCAGAGCUUGGAGAAAAGGAAGAAACACGUCGUCAAGCUACCUGAUUCACACUCACUGCAUGUGUUUGCACAUCCAAACAUCAUAGAACGCCGACAGUACUUCAAAUAUCCUACAGGAGAGCCGUACGACGAAGGACGAACCUUGAGGCGCACAUGGAAUUUCCAGGUUACUGCCAUCAAUCCUGCCCAGGCACGGAAAGCGCUGCUCAGAUCGCGACCCGAAGACUGGUCAUACCAGGAGGUUGCGACAUCCGUGGGCGACGCAUGCCGAACUUCACGCCCUGUCGACACCAUCGAUGCUUUGAAGCAUGUGCUGGGUCUGGAGGACCACAAUGAGACAUCUUUCUUGCGCCAGAACUUCAAAGACUUGAAAGACCACAGCGAGAUCUUCGCAGACCUUGAGCGCACGCGAUCGAUCUUUGAUGUAUCACUAUUGGACGACGCGGAACAGGUAGUCCAAAUUAUCAUAGACGCUUGGGGAGCGUAUCUGGGUCAACGACAAACUGAUUUCUGCUACUGUACAGCAGUGCUGCGGUCCUGUCGCUCACUUCAAGGUGUUCCUGCUGUCAAGCAAGAUGCAUUGGGUAUCAUCGGAGGCGAGACGGCGCUGCUCUCGCGAGUCCCAGAACUUCUACAGCGUAUCGAGUUCGCUGACGACGAAUUGAAGCAAUUCAUUGACUGGAAGAAGAAGUAUACCAAGCGCCGAAAUGCAUUCCUUCGCGAGAGUCGCAGGAGGGUAUGGCUUUAUUAG
Molecule: messenger RNA, 876 nt
Organism: Cercospora beticola
Lineage: Eukaryota; Fungi; Ascomycota; Dothideomycetes; Mycosphaerellales; Mycosphaerellaceae
Source: RefSeq, a predicted model, not a curated record